Messenger RNA from Morone saxatilis (striped sea-bass), 1749 nucleotides. RefSeq names its product coiled-coil domain containing 13 (gene ccdc13). The coding region runs from base 94 to 1749 and encodes 551 amino acids. Gene Ontology annotation, cellular component: centriolar satellite. The record is from RefSeq and is a predicted model, not a curated record. Gene Ontology annotation, biological process: cytoplasmic microtubule organization; non-motile cilium assembly. NCBI's taxonomy places the organism in Eukaryota, Metazoa, Chordata, Actinopteri, Moronidae. The transcript has 13 exons.
UGCUACAGUUUCUUUACCCGCCGCACACAAUGAUGCAGUGCUAAACAGCCUUUCAUUUGUUUACAAGAGCGGUACUUCGAUAAAUGAGAGAUCAUGGAGCAUGAUGAUGAACUGAAUGACUUGCGGCUUCAGUUCCAAGCGCUACAAAAACAGCAAGAGAGAAGAAAACUGGAAAGGAAAAAGGAGAAAGAACCAGAGAAGCUCAAUGGCAGCGUUACCCAGGAUGAAUUAGAUCUAUCUAAGCAAGGAAUUCAGACAGACAAUCUCAAAGACAGACUGCCACAGAAUGAGAAUUUUCUGGACCAGCUGAGGGAGCUUAAGGAUGAAAAUGGUCGGCUGUUCAAACUUGUGAGUGAAAAGGAUUUUGAGAUUAAACACCUGAAGAAGAAAAGAGAAGAAGAACGACUGGCUUUAGCAGGGACAUCGGGCUUGGCAGGGGACAUAGCAGCCACCAAGAUUGUUGAGCUGUCCAAGAAGAAUAGAGAGCUGACUGCUGAAAUUGAGCGAGAAAAGAUUAAAUCCAGGCAAAACAGCAACAGAAUCAAAGAGCUUGAGAAGGAGCUGCAGGCCACUUUGGUGCACUCUCCAGCCGGGCAAAAGAGUGAUAAAAAGUCACAGAAUAAGAAGUCCUCUGACGACUGCGAGCAGGAAAAUCCAGUGGUGAAAUCUCUGCAGGAAAAAUUAGCCGCUGCUCAGCUGAAAGUGACUGAGUAUCGCAACCAGGUUCAGUCUGUCAAACAGGAGCUGAAAGUAGCUCAGAAGGUUUUAAUCAGUGAAGUUGGAGAGGAGGUCAACCUGCAGCACUUAUUAAGCUGCCCUGGGAGCUUUAGAGGUCGCUCUCAGCAGAUACUGGCUCUUCAGACACGGUUGCGGGACCUUGAGCAGCAGCUGAACUCAACUCAGCGAAGACAGCUGAGUGUCCUGAGUGCAGAGGAAGAGUUUUUUGGCGUGGAGGUCCCUCACAGAACUCCUCCUCAAGACAGGAACCUGAGCUACAUCCGCAGCAUUGAGAAAGAGAAGAGGGAGGCAUUUGAGAGGAUCUCAGUGGACUACGAGGCCCUCCUGAAAGACCACAAGGAUGUGAAGAAAAAGCUGGACGCCUCUAAGGCCAGGAACAAAUCUCUGUCUACUGAAAUGAAAACCCUGAAGAUCCAGAUCUCAACCCUCCUGGAGAAGGGUAAACAUGAUGAUGAGCUUGUGGAUGCUCUGCUGAAGCAGCAGACCCAGAUGCAGGAGGUGCUUAGACGACUCAGCCAGCAGCAGAAUGUACAGAACAAGGAGACCCAGCAGAGCCCGAGACAACAGCUGAGGAGUGAGUGUUCAGAGCACAACACUGUCAUCCAGAAGCUUAAGGCCAAGAUCAAAGAACUAGAAGAGCAAAUCCAGCAGCUCUCUGUCAAGCAAGAGGGUGCAGAAAGACAGUCCAGCCUCAAGACAACAAGUUGCAGUUCAGGAUCUCUCCCUGAAGAGGGAGACAUUAACAAAAGAAUAAUAUCUUCAGGGGGCCCAAGUUCUUCAAAAUGUCCGCAAUGUUCAGCUGAUGUGAGCACACUGAUGACCCAGUGUACUGAAUAUAAAAUCCUGUCUGUGGAGAAGAACAGACUCCUUGAGCUGGUUAAUGCCCUGCAGAAAAAAGAGAGAGAGAUGAACAAGAGGUUUUUGGAGGCAGAACAGAAGUACCAGGAGGAGCGCCGCAGGAUGGUGAUCCUGGAGCAGCAGCUGGAGAGGACACAAUUAGAUUCAAAGUAA